ACACGUGUUUUGAUUUCAGCUGUCGGCGUACGCUAGCAAAAUCGCUUCGAAGAUAAAUUGAUAUUAACUAUAAAUAAUGUCAGUUUUGUAUAGUACAAACCAAGUAGAUUAUUUUCGUUGUUGUUUAAUUCAUAAAACGUAAAGGGCUUGGCCACAAUCGACAGCUUAACACCAGUUGCUGAUUGGUCAAACUUGUCACACGUCAAUUGCGCAUUAUUAGGAAAUACCUUGAAAAUUAAAAACGAUACGCAAUGUCUGUGUAUAGUAGCAAAACGGUUAAUACGUCCAUAUUGAAGGCCUUCUCCAAUGCGGACAGAGAGCGCGUGAAGACAGCAGCCAUAAACAAGGUGCGCUUCGUAACGCCCAAGGAGAAGGGCAUCGUCGAAUCGGUGCGAGUCGCUUUGGAGGAAAAAAAUUUCCAUCUUGUGCAGGAGUUCACAUACUUUCUGUGCGAGGCGGAACUCAGCGAUGAGGAAGUCAUUGAGAUUAUGAAGGAUGCGCGGCAAAUCGUGCACAGCCUGACAACGGACUUUGCCAAUUUAGUGGAGGCACUGCUCUCGCUUAAUUGGAAGAAACGUAGCUGGGAUGCGAUUCAGGCGUACACUGAAUUCAGCGUAGAUGUUAUGAUUGGUCAUAAUUUUUAUAUUAACAUUGGCAUUACGAAGCUAAUCCUUAAUUGGAUACCCAACGAUCAGGAGUCGGCGGAGUGGAUUAACGGCUCGCCAUCAGACCGUGUGCGUGCUGAUCUGGAAAUUGUACACAGUCUGCUCAAUCGGAUUCUCACAGCUGUGCCCAUGUCAUUCGAUGUCAUCAACGACACGAUUGCAGCCAAGUUUCCCUACUUUAAGAAGCCAGCCCACGUCAUCGCCGGCUAUUUGCACAAUGUGCUCUGGCUGAUGGAGUCGAAGCCGGUGUUUGAGGAGAUGCUGCUGCAGCUGGUACUGCAAAAACUGCUCGUACUGGAUGUGAAUGCGCCACGCGAGGAAAUCGAAGCUCUCAAGGAGGAAACAGAUGAUGAGGAUGAUAAGAUGGAUGAUGCCAUCUUUCAAAUGGAUGAUGUGAACACAUCACAGCAAAAGCAGCCGCAACCCCUAGAGCAUUCCAUUGCUCAAACGCUGGAUAUAUGUCUAUUGAAGCUUUUAAAGUUCCUGGACGAUAAAUGCCGUCCGCAGCCGGAUUGCAGCGAUGAUCAGCGCAUAGCGAAAAGUCGCUUCUUCAAGAUGCUCAUGUACAUAUUCGACGAGGUGCUGCUGCCCAGCCACAACACCCAUCACGUGCAGUUCGUCAUUUUUCAUGCGUGCAGCAUACGUCCCCUGUACACGGAAAUCUUUCUCAGUGGUCUCUGGAAGAAGGUGCAGAAUCCCAAUGUGUCUUCGGUCAAACGCCACGCAGCUGUUAGCUAUAUUGCCAGCUUUCUGGCACGUGCACGCUUUGCUCCCUUGAGCACUAUUACCUACUAUUUGAAGGAGUUGAGCAACUGGGCCAACACCUACAUUAAUGAUUCGGAUGAGUUUAGCAGCAAAAAUUGUUCACUCAAGGCAAACAUGGUAUUUUACUCCGUCUGCCAAGCCAUGUUUUAUUUAAUCGCAUUUCGUGCACGCGACUUGACCAUCCAUCCAAAGAAUCUAACUUUACUGAGCACACUGCAACUGUCCCGCUUGGCCAUGUGCCACUUUAAUCCGUUGCGCUAUUGCCUGCCGCCGGUGGCCACCGCAUUUGCUGGUGUUGCUCGGACGCACCAGUUGGCUUACUGCCACACUGUGCUGGAGCGCAAUGCACGACGCAAACUGGCCACCUUCUAUGGUCACGACAAGCUGAUGCCCGAGGAAAUACUUGAGACGUUCUUUCCCUUCGAUCCAUACAUUCUACCCCUAUCGAACAAAUUUAUAGAGCCCAAUUAUCUAGUCUACAAAGUGCAUGAGCUGGACGAAUCGGCAGAAUGUGCGGCGACGGAGGCAGUGCGUCGCAAGCGCGGCGAUUCCGAAAUGGUUGAGGAGGAUGAUUUCAUACUGGCGGACAAGCGACAGAAGCUAAGCGAACUGUCCAACAGUCAACAGUUUGACAAACAGUUCUACUAUGGCACAUCGCCGGGAUUUAAUCAAUGAGAUAUCUGUGCGAGGGGAGGGAUAGUUGUAAUAGUAGUAUUGAUACAUAUUUAUAAAAUAUAUAUAUAUAUAGAUCUCUA
Messenger RNA from Drosophila grimshawi, 2185 nucleotides. RefSeq names its product RNA polymerase I-specific transcription initiation factor RRN3 (gene Tif-IA). Gene Ontology annotation, cellular component: nucleus. Gene Ontology annotation, molecular function: RNA polymerase I core binding; RNA polymerase I general transcription initiation factor activity. The transcript is spliced from 6 exons. Lineage: Eukaryota; Metazoa; Arthropoda; Insecta; Diptera; Drosophilidae. Bases 252 to 2105 code for a protein of 617 amino acids. Gene Ontology annotation, biological process: transcription initiation at RNA polymerase I promoter. The record is from RefSeq and is a predicted model, not a curated record.